Messenger RNA from Plutella xylostella (diamondback moth), 2971 nucleotides. RefSeq lists its product as uncharacterized. The record is from RefSeq and is a predicted model, not a curated record. Lineage: Eukaryota; Metazoa; Arthropoda; Insecta; Lepidoptera; Plutellidae. Gene Ontology annotation, cellular component: nucleus; MCM complex. Gene Ontology annotation, molecular function: ATP binding; single-stranded DNA binding; single-stranded DNA helicase activity. Gene Ontology annotation, biological process: double-strand break repair via homologous recombination.
GUUUAUUUGUUUUUGUUUUUAUCUUCAAUAGAAAAAUACGGUAUAAAAUCAUGAUUUUAGAUUACGUGCUCAAGUUCCAUUUGCAGGAUUGUCUAGAUAUAUUAGGAAGUAUCGAUACUCUUGGAUACUACAGUGUUAAAAUUGACUUCAUGAAACUUUUUGAGACCUAUCCAGAUAUCGGUGAUAAGAUUCUGUGUAACCCUGUGGAAACUCUAGUGCUAUGUAAAGAAGACCUAAUGAAAGCCCAGGAAACUGUUAUUGAAAGGCAUGGAAUGAAAAUCAGUGAAAUGUCUCAUUGCACUGUGAAAUUGAAUAUCCAAGCUAGAUUCUUUGGAUUACCUGUUUGCCCUGAACUCCACAGAACUAUAUUUCCCAAAAAUGUUGAUUUGGGAUGCUUCCUCAAGGUUACAGGCACAAUAGUACGAGUGACACAGGCAAAAAUGCUAGAAUACAAGAGGACCUAUGUGUGUGUUAAGUGCAAACAUAAAAAUAUAAUUGAGGCCGACUUUGAUCACAGAUAUGUCCUGAAAGCUCCGACUAAAUGUGUGAAUGAAGAGAAGAAAUGUAAAUGUACCACUUUUACACAAGUUAACAUGGUUUCCCGGGAACACUGUAAGGAUUAUCAAGAAAUUAAAAUACAGGAGCAAAUAAAUAAGCUCAACGUGGGUGCGAUACCGGGAUCCAUAUGGGUGGUGCUCGAGGAUGACCUGGUGGACACAUGCAAGCCUGGGGAUGAUGUUCAUAUAUGUGGUAUAGUACGCCGUCGCUGGCGUCCCUCAGUCCUUAGCAAGAAGUGUGAAGUAGAACUAGUAUUACAAGCAAACUACCUCGAAGUAUGCAACUCACAGCAAUCAAAAGUCAUAGCGUCUGCGCCAGAUGUCAAGGAUUGCUUUGAUGAAUACUGGACUAAGUUCGAAGCGUGCCCUUUGAAGGGGCGGGACCAGAUUCUGGCUUCUGUAUGCCCACAGGUAUACGGCCUACACCUAGUGAAGCUAGCUCUACUCCUGACAGUCAUCACGGGAUCCAAUCACAUAGCCGACAGCGAGGCGGAGAAGAAGGCUGGUGAUGAUGAUGACUACGGCAGCAGGGUGCGGGGGCAGUGCCAUCUGUUGCUGGUUGGUGAUCCAGGCACAGGCAAGUCUCAAUUACUCCGUGCCGGCGUGGACCUCACUCCUCGCUCCGUGUUCACGUCGGGGGCGGGCACCACUCGCGCGGGUCUCACCUGUGCCGCCUUGAGGGAAGACGGUGAAUGGCAGCUAGAAGCUGGCGCGCUGGUGCUAUCAGACGGAGGCGUGUGCUGCAUUGACGAGGUGGGUCAGUUGCGCGAACACGACCGCGCGGCCGUGCACGAGGCCAUGGAGCAGCAGACCAUCUCCAUCGCUAAGGCAGGUAUAGUGUGCAAGCUGAACACCCGCUGCGCCGUCAUAGCCGCGUGCAAUCCUAAAGGACACUAUCAGACCGACGAGCCUCUGAGUGCCAAUGUGUCGCUGGGCACACCGUUGUUGAGCAGGUUCGACCUCAUAUUUAUUCUACUGGAUACGAAAAACAAGAAUUGGGAUAAGCUUGUUACAUCCUACAUUCUUUUUGGAGGAAGUCAUAACUCUGAAUCGAAGAAACAAUGGUCUAUUGAAAAACUACAGAUGUACAUAGGUCUGGUCGGUCCUCGAUGUAUGCAGAUGACGAAAUCAGCGAACAUCAUUCUACAGACUUACUACAUGACUCAAAGAAAGUCUGACUACAGAGAUCCUUCUAGAACUACUGUGAGAAUGUUGGACAGUCUCGUUAGAUUAUCACAAGCGCACUGCCGCCUAAUGUAUCGCACCACCAUUCUACCCAUGGAUGCGAUAGUGGCAGUAUCUCUAGUCGAUCUAUCCAUGCAGGAUUGUACCCUACACGAUACAGUUGACGCAUUGCACUCAACGACCCCUCAGUACCCAGACUUCGACUACCUCUGCACGGCCAAAAAACUUCUGGCGAAGUUAAAUCUGUACGAAAUAUGGAAAGAAGAACUUCUAUAUUUUGCCAAACUACUUAAAGUUGAUGUUAGAACUCUAGAAACCGAUAUAGAUAAUGAAAGAAAUCUGUUGUUUACUAAGUUUGAAGAUGUUUCGGUUGAUAAUAUACCUCUCUCGUCUACACUUAUUACUAGCUCUUAUUUUAAUGGAAAGAAGAAUGGGAAAACCACUGAUGAUAAUGAUAAAGAUGAUUUCGUAGAUGAAAAUGAAAUUGCAAAGAAACAAAUCCCCCAUGUUGAAGAUAAGAAUGAAAUGACAAAGAAGUUAGCAGUCACAUUGAAAAAGAUGGCAUCUCUGAAUAAAGAAGAAAAGGUUCCACCGAUUAAACAGAAAACUAAGAGAAAACGAAAAACUGUCACAGUAGAUUCAGAUUCUCUGAGUAAAAAAACUAAAACUGCUAAAAAUAAACCAAAAAGAAAUACAAAUAAGAUUGAAGACAAGAGCCAUAGUUGUGAUGAUUCUGAUGAAAACGACCAUACUAUUAACCUCAACGCUGUACCAAGUGUGAAUGAUGUAUUUAACGAAUUAGGCAUUGAUUUUAACUUUGAACCUUCACCCGACAGUAAACCAGACACAGAAAUCCACGAUAAAUCACGUUUGAAUGAGACAAUGAAAGAAAAUAUCAAAGAAGACAAUGAAGUAAUAAAGAAAGAAAACAUAGAUAGUAAUUCAGAUAGAAAUACUUCAAGCACUUUAAGCAAAUUGAAGCAAUUUCAGUUUGCCGGUAAACAUGAUUUAUCUAAAUAUGACGAGGUAAAGAUAAAGGAAGAGGCAGUCACAAGACUGGAGAAUGUUACAAAAUCUAUAGCAGGAUCAAGUACAGAUUCAAUCAACAAGAAAACCUCCUUACCCAGCUCUCAAAUAUCAAUGUUUGAAAGUUCUGACUGUGAUAUAGAUUUAGAUUUAUGAGAUGAUUCAAAUAACAUUAAGUAAAAUAAAUCAAACUAUUUUUGUUA